UUUCCAAAUUUAUUGUUUUUCGAGUGUUUCUUGAAUCUUGGAAGUUAAUGGAAUUCAAUUUCCAGUUUAAUAUAUAAUAUACAGCUGCCUUAAAUCUGCCUGCAUUAACAUUGCGCACGACGUUUCCCAACACAGGCUGCUAACAAUUUUUCCCACAGCUGUGCGGACGCAUUUAUCUGUCCCUGGAAAAUCGCACUGUGUUCUCUCGUUUGCUCGCAUUUUCCGUACCUCGCCAUUUAACAAGCAAGAAAAUCAGUCAUCCUCCAGAGCAGAGCCAUGUCCAGUAGCGAGGCGCCGGAUGCGCUGGUGGAGCAGGUCCGCGAGGUGACCGCUUGCUCCAUGGACGAGGCCAAAUAUUACUUGUCUGCCUGUGCCAACGAUGUGUCCGCCGCAGUGGCUCUGUUUUUUGAGCAGGCAGCGUCCACAUCCACGGCGGCGGGCUCCAGUGCUGGUGCUGCAGCUGAAUCGCUUCCACUAUUGGACGACGAGGAUGAGGUAAGGGCGCCAAUUGCCCCGGUCCGUGAGCAACUGAUCCUGCCCGAGGACGACAACUUUUUUGCGUCGGGCAGCAGUAGCCGGCUGUCGCGUGUCACACAGCGCGUCAAGGUUUAUCCCCUGCGGGACUUUGCCCGCGAGGGCGCUCUAAUGGAGGAGCAACUGCAGGCCACUGGCGUCUAUGCCGAUCCCAAUGCGCAUCGAGUCCGUCGCGGACGAGCCGCCCAGAUGGUGGUUGCCGGUCAGGCCAUGGCACUUAACAGGCGGUCGACAACCGGCACGGCCACCAGCACAUCCCGCCUCGGAGACCUGUUCCGCCCGCCCACGGACAUACUCUACUCCGGAUCGCUAACUGCUGCCAGAGAUUUUGCCACCAAGCGGCAGCGCUGGCUGCUGGUUAACGUGCAGGACGAUAACUUUCAGUCGCAGACCCUGAACCGCGAUGUCUGGUCGGACAAGGAGCUUAAGAAACUGAUACGGCGCCAGUUCACCUUCUGGCAGGUGGACAACGACACCUCGGAGGGACGCCGCUUCGUGGCCUUCUACCACUGCGCCACUCUGCCUUACCUGUGCGUGAUCGAUCCCCGUACAGGCGAGGAAGUUUGGCGCAGCGCAGAGCCGAAGCUGGAGAAUAUCCUUCCCGAUUUAAGGCAGUUUUUAAAGGAGCACCGUGACUUUAUUCAGGAGGAUGCCCCAAGCACCUCGAAGCGUUCGGCCACGUACAUCGAUGAUGACGACGAUAUUGAUCCAGAGGCUUCCUGCUCCUCGACAGCCAGUUCAAAGGGAACGCCCAAGAAACGCGCCAAGGUUCUGGAGUUAACUGAGGAGGAGCAGCUGGAGCUGGCUAUCAAGAAUUCCAUAAACGAAAACGGUGGCGCAAGUGGUGGCGGAGACGAAGGCAACCACAAAGAUAAUAGUCCCGAUGGAGCCAGCGAUAACGAGAGCCUGGAGGAGUUCGAUGACGAGGAGCUCAAGGGCGUAGCCGCCGCCUCCUACGAGAAUCAGUUGGGCGAGGCCAAGACUGAAUUGACUGCUCUGAAGCUGCGCCUGCUCAACGCCGCCGGAACAGAUGAGAUGGUUCAGCUGCGCUGGCCAUCGGACACCAAACUGCAAACUUUGAGGCUGUACAUCAGCCAAACGCACAAGCACAUCCCUCAGGACGGCUACAAGCUCAUUUGCGCCUUUCCGCGAAAAUUCCUGGAGGCGGAGCACAAUGAUAGCUCCCUGAAGGAACUCGGCCUGCAUCCGUCGGCCAAUCUGCAUCUCACAAACGCGGACGAUCAGUAAAAGUUUUCAUGUGCAUGUUUUAUUUAUUUGCAAAUUUCGUCAUCCCAAGAAAACCAUUGUCGUCCCGAAAACACUUUUAAAUUUCCAUUUGAAUAACAAAUUUUGUCCUAAAACUAAGUUAUGUUGAAUAAAUCAACUAGAAAUGCUAUUGUCAAGGCUUUUACACA
This is a messenger RNA of Drosophila yakuba, 1949 nucleotides long. Its product is annotated as UBX domain-containing protein 7. The record is from RefSeq and is a predicted model, not a curated record. Gene Ontology annotation, biological process: proteasome-mediated ubiquitin-dependent protein catabolic process. Gene Ontology annotation, molecular function: ubiquitin binding. Gene Ontology annotation, cellular component: nucleus. Lineage: Eukaryota; Metazoa; Arthropoda; Insecta; Diptera; Drosophilidae. The transcript has a single exon. Bases 277 to 1782 code for a protein of 501 amino acids.